GCUAUAAAAUUCAGAAACCCGCCAUUCCAUUUCAACUAGGUCAUCGAGCUUCUUUCUCUUUCUCUUUCUAGGUCUGAUGAGAAUGGACUCUCCAAAUGACGAGGUGCUGGGCGACUUCAUGAUGGAGAACGAGUCCACUAUGAUGGAUACCGACCGAUCGGAUGCUGUCGAAGAAGACGAUCCGUUUCUCAAAUUCAUCGACACCGCAAAAUCAAUUCUGUACGAGAUCUCUGGUUAUUCAGAGGAGGAUGACCCCACGCGGUGCCCGAGCUGGAGCUGGAUUGCGAAUCGGAUCCUCAGAACCUGCGUCGCGUAUUCGAGCGGUGUGACGCCUGCUAUUCUCCUCUCCGAGCUUUCUCUGGCCUGGAAUGAGCAAAAUAGAAGUGGAGCCCCAAAAAAACAGUCUGAUUUUAUUGCCAAGCUGAAGAAGAAGCACAAGAGAGCUAAGCUAUUGAAUACCAUUACAAUUGAUUCGAUAUAUGAGAAAAGAUUCUUACCAUUAAGCAGAGUGAUUGAAGCAGUUAUAGUUGAUGUUUUUGUUCUCCCAGGAACGGAUAUUUGCAUGCUGACUUUGGGUGAUAUAUGGAGCUCCAACACUAUAGAUCUAUAUCUUCACAGGAGGUUUUAUAAUAUUGUUGAUCCCAGUAAUGGCCUUUUGAAGAAAGGCAGGGAAGUUCUCUUAACCGGGUGCUAUCUUCGGGUUUCCACCGGGAGUUCAGGAUUCCCACGGCUUUUGCCAACUGAAUACUUUGUUGUGCUAUUAGAUGAGGAUGAAGAUGAUGAUGCAAUGCUUCUUGCUGCACAAUUUUGUGAUGAUUCCUUCUCUACAAUUUCUCUUGAUAAAGUAAAAGAAGGUGUCUCUCAUUCAUUUUAUGCAAGAAUUGAAUAUAUAGGACCAGUGGAAGUCCUUGGUGAAUAUGGCAGUUUACAGAGGAAGAGGAAACAAAUUACUCUUGUUGAUAAUGAUGGUGUGAGAUUAAAUUUUUCACUCUGGGGAGAGCAGGUACUCAUUGCCAAUCUCUUUAGCAUUGGAAGUAUGCUUGCGUUGGAUAAGCCAUUCAUUGAUAGUUCCCUUGAAGCAAGCCAUGAACUUUGCCUGGAAUAUGGCAGUGCAACUCAGCUGUAUUUGGUGCCUACUAUUCCGCACAAAGAACAAGUGUCUGUAGCACUGACACAAAACCAUUUUCAAGGAUCAAGGCUGCUGAACGCCACAAAUCUGAGCGAGGGACCAUUAGUUUCUCAAGUGACAUUACCAUGCGAUUCUCAAGGGUCCAUUGACUUCAGCAACUACCCCUUUCGAUCAUAUGUUGUUGAUCUACGAGAUAAAAUGAUGGGGAUUAGCAUAUAUGGUAUCGUUACAGACAUAAGAGCAUCUAAAGGCAUUUUCUCUCUGAGGAUUGAAGAUGCUACUGGAGCUAUAUGGGCAAACCUACACUUUGAAAAAUCUUGGUCAAUCGGGAGACUAGGGAAAGGCCACACAGUCUACAUAUCUGGUUUAAGCUCUUUUCUUAGUCCACGAAAAAGUCUUGAAGUAUCAUGGUAUGAAAAUAGAGCUGGAUCAUCUUUCUUUAAUUUGAGCUGCUUGCUAGCUUUCCUCAACACGCCCACUCUUCACAGAUUAUCGUGCAUUUCUGAUCUAUCCAUCCAUACAAGGGGUGUGCAAGUAUGUCGAGUGUGGGUAGAUCACGUCGAACAUUGCCACGUGGACAUGAGAUUCAUGCACUCAAUUUGCGGUCAUCUUGUUGAGAAAGCAUCACCCAAUGUAGAGGCUGAAUGCAAAUUCUGUGGCAGAGUUUGCGAGGGCGAAGUGGAAUGCACAUUCGUUCUGGAAAUUACUAUCGCGGAUGAGACGGGAAAGGUCUUCGCUUCGUGUAUAGGCCAAACAGCUGCUGAGUUGCUGCAGAUUUCACCCGAUGAGUUUGCUUUCUUGCCCGAGGAGGACCAAAUCAUAUAUCCAUCGUUCCUUGAGCAGGACAAGUUCGUUGUAGCAAUCGCCAACCGCAGAAGGAAGGGAAGCUCUGAAGGAUUUAUGGAGCAAGAUCAAAGCACGGCAGAUUGGGAAGUCACUCGCGCAAUCAAGUGCUGUGAGUGAAUCGAUGAAUGUUUCAUGUAAACUCUAUAUGUAAUACAUUCAUACUACGCUUAGAUUAUCAACACUUCGGAUUAUCUGUAAUAUUUUUGUGCUCCGUUAUUAAUUUUAUUAUCUUAAUAAUAUUUAUUA
Messenger RNA from Salvia hispanica, 2221 nucleotides. Its product is annotated as Nucleic acid-binding proteins superfamily. NCBI's taxonomy places the organism in Eukaryota, Viridiplantae, Streptophyta, Magnoliopsida, Lamiales, Lamiaceae. The record is from RefSeq and is a predicted model, not a curated record.